This is a messenger RNA of Diachasma alloeum, 855 nucleotides long. RefSeq lists its product as uncharacterized. Bases 1 to 855 code for a protein of 284 amino acids. The record is from RefSeq and is a predicted model, not a curated record. The transcript has 2 exons. Lineage: Eukaryota; Metazoa; Arthropoda; Insecta; Hymenoptera; Braconidae.
AUGUAUGACGGUCUCUUGAAACUGAAGCUGCCGAAGGGAGCUACAUUCGUCGCGUAUGCAGAUGAUGCGGCUCUCGUAGUCGUCGCCAAAACACUGGAGGAGAUCAAUUACAUCUUUGAGAUCACCUAUGCGAUGACCCGCCAAUGGAUGGUCUCAGUGGGACUGAUGUUGGCGGACCAGAAGACGGAGGCCGUGUUGAUCACGAGCAGGCAGAAGAUUGAAACCAUCACGCUGCGAGUUGGGGACCAUGAAAUCACCUCCCAACCAUCUUUACGGUACCUGGGAGUGAUGNCAGUUGGGGACCACGAAAUCACCUCCCAACCGUCUUUACGGUACCUGGCAGUGAUGAUUGAUGCCCGGCUCAGUUUCAAGCAGCAGGCAAAGCACGUCGGUACCAAGGCGUCCGAAGUUGGGAUUGUCCUGUCACGGCUCAUGCCCAACAUCGGAGACCCAAAGCAGAAGAGGAGAGCGUUACUGUCGUCGGUGGACGUAUGGAUGAAACGAACCCACAGAGAGGUGAACUACUACCUCACCCAGAUGCUUUCAGGACACGGGUGCUUCCGGGCUUAUCUUCACAGGUUUCACCACGAGGAUUCCCCAGAGUGCCCGACCUGCGUUGGAGUCUCCGAAGACGCGGAGCAUGUGUUCUUCGUGUGCCCGCGCUUCAACGCGCGUCGCAGGGCUCUCGAGACUACAGUAGGAGGGAGGAUUCAGCCUGGAAAUCUGGUGAAAACUAUGCUUUCAUCAGAACCAGCCUGGGAAGCGACGAGCACCUUUGCGGCGGAAGUCCUGAAGGAUCUACGCCAAGCUGAACAGGAGAGAAAUAAAGAUAAGAGGAAAAAGAAGAACACGUAA